Molecule: messenger RNA, 600 nt
Organism: Zea mays
Lineage: Eukaryota; Viridiplantae; Streptophyta; Magnoliopsida; Poales; Poaceae
Exons: 6
Coding region: 1-600 (199 amino acids)
Biological process (GO): double-strand break repair via break-induced replication; DNA-templated DNA replication
Cellular component (GO): GINS complex
Source: RefSeq, a predicted model, not a curated record
AUGGACCCCGACUUCGAGCUCGAGUUCGAGAUGGUCGGUGUCUUGCGUGCGUACAAGACCACAUGGGACGAUGGUGACUCUGCUGCGGCGGCGGCGUCCACGGACGUCGAUCUGCUCAAGCGAGCGUGGCUCAACGAGAAGGUCGCGUCGGAUAUCCUCAGCUUUGACUCGCCCCUCGCGUUACGUGUCCGCGAGCAGAUCCAGCACCUGGAGGAGGUGCUCGAUGACUUCGUCGACGGCGGCGUUGACGACCUGGUGGUCUCGCUCUACCAGAUGGACCUCGAUCGCACGCUCUUCCUCCUCCGCUCCUACCUCCUCCUGGAGAAGAUCAAGAAGUACACGAUGCAUAUCUCUAGGUCCGAUGACCUCCUUAGUCAUCUCUCACAGCAGGAGCGCCUGAGCCAAAAUUGUCUGUAUAUCUCAAGGCAUACAGAAAUACAGUACCUGCCCCUAGGCACUGGUCUCAAAAGUGGAAGUUCUUGGAGGGCUGUAACAACUGGGAUGACAAAGUCUCUGGCCUACUCAUCUCGUGUUGAUGAUGUAGAGCUAGAGGUGCCUGCCAUCUGCUCACUAUUCAGCAUGGUGUUACCAGCUCGCUAA